Messenger RNA from Perca fluviatilis (European perch), 2215 nucleotides. Its product is annotated as ADP-ribosylation factor 5-like. Gene Ontology annotation, molecular function: GTP binding; GTPase activity. The transcript has 6 exons. Gene Ontology annotation, biological process: intracellular protein transport; vesicle-mediated transport. Bases 137 to 679 code for a protein of 180 amino acids. Gene Ontology annotation, cellular component: cytoplasm; plasma membrane. The record is from RefSeq and is a predicted model, not a curated record. NCBI's taxonomy places the organism in Eukaryota, Metazoa, Chordata, Actinopteri, Perciformes, Percidae.
UGGCCCGGACGUGGCACUCGGCAGUAGUCCUGUGUGGAAAUCAGAGUAACCGGAUCAGUGUAAAACUAUCACACGUCGCGCCUAUUGUGGCUAAUAUUAGUACUUCUUUCAUAGAUUGAAACAUCAGCGGCCAGUUAUGGGGCUCACCAUCUCGUCAAUCUUUGAACGGAUUUUUGGCAAAAAGCAAAUGAGGAUUUUGAUGGUUGGGCUGGAUGCUGCCGGAAAAACAACUAUCUUGUACAAAUUGAAGCUUGGUGAAAUUGUGACCACCAUCCCAACCAUUGGUUUCAAUGUGGAGACAGUAGAAUAUAAAAAUAUCAGCUUCACUGUAUGGGAUGUUGGUGGCCAGGACAAGAUCAGACCCCUCUGGAGACAUUACUUCCAGAACACACAGGGCCUCAUCUUUGUGGUGGACAGCAAUGACCGAGAAAGAGUGGCAGAGUCUGCAGAGGAGCUCACAAAGAUGUUGACGGAGGACGAGUUGAAAGACGCCGUUUUGCUGGUGUUUGCUAACAAACAGGACCUUCCCAAUGCCUUAACAGUCAGCGAACUCACAGACAAACUUGGCCUACACGCCCUCCGCAACAAAACUUGGCACAUUCAGUCAACCUGCGCCACCCAGGGCAGUGGGCUGUAUGAAGGACUUGACUGGCUAUCCAAAGAGUUGUCCAAGAACUGAAGAAGGAUCGGCUGGACAGAUGAGAGCGCGAGAGAGAGCGCCUGAACACCACAGGACAGGAGAGAAGGCACAGACAUUCAAUCCAGAAACAUUUGGUCUUCCAGCACCAAUGUUCACAAAAAGGACAAGGCUGGUGGACAAUAUAUAAUCAUCUUUGGGAAAUUUUAAUAUUACAUAUUUCUUUCUUUUAUUAUCAAUAAUAUUACCAUAUUAUCUCUUGGUAUAGUCUCUAUUGUUCUCCUUUUGUACCCAAACUCUUACAUGGCAACACUUUGUAAUUACACAUUCAGUUGCAUAAUGAGCAAAUGCCAUAUUAGAGAAAUGUCAUGGAAACAAUUAAUAAUGGGAGUUGUUCUUCAAUUUAACACCUUGGCUCCUGUGUAGGCAGCAUUUUCAGUAAUUGACCACUGGUAUAAAUUACUCACAACGUUUAGGCUGCCUCAGGCUGUUCAUCUCCACAACCCAUCGUGGAUAUUGGACUCCCUCGCAGACCUGACCCUUUGCUCUUCACUGCUAUGUCUCAUGCAAACUCAUUUCUGUAAAGGCCUGUAGCCCGUUGAAUGAGAUGAAUGAGGAUUGCAGCGAUUUCACAGAUAGAUCUUGUUAGUAGUGCGGAACCACAUGGCCUGCCAGUAAAUGGAUCCAAAAAUGAACCUUGUGCCUUCUGGUCCCUCUUAACACAAAUCGGAGUAAUCCUUUCCUUAUCUCAUUCUGAGGUCAUGCUCACUCAUAAGAUGCUUUUUGUGACUUUUUUUUUUUUUUGCUUCGGAAAGACAAAAUAAUGCAACUAGACAUUUAUUUUCUUCUGCAAAGUAUGCAGAGGUGCACCAGAACCACACCAGUGUGAGUGUAGAUUGCUUCUUUAAAACUUGACUUCACUAUUAACCAGGAUUUCAUCCUCUUUACUCCUCCAGCUUAUUUCGGUAACACUUUACUUGAAGUUUUCUACGUAAGAGUGACAUGACACUGUCAUGAGUACAUGACGCUCACAUGACACAUGAACCCUAACAUAACAUGUCAUGACAAAACCGAAUGACACUUACUAAAAAAAGUUAUGUCAUAAACGUUUAUGACUUGUUCAUAAUGUUUUAUGUUCAUGACAUGAAACAUGUCAUGUCACUCUUAUGUAGAAAACUUCAAGUAAAGUGUAACCCUUAUUUCUUAAUAGCCACCAUGAAAACAAGGAUUUAAUUAAAAUGUUUACUUCUUCUGUCACUCUAAGAGGACAUCUUUUUUUUGUUCUAAAAGGAGGAAGAAAGCCUUUUUUCAGUGUUGACACACGGCCAAUGUCAGUGUGACACAGUAAAGUAGCAUGUUUUUGUUGUUUGAGUUUGUUGUACUGUCUGAAAGCAAAUACUGUAUUAUAUUCUAAUUAUUCUACCCCUCUUGAAACACAAAAACAUACCUGCCCAUCAGUUUGUUUAUGUGUAUACAUUCCAACCUAUGCUUGCAGAUGCUGGAGCUGCCACUUUAAAAAUUAUUCGCAAAAAAUAUUUUACAAAAAAAGCUCUGAAUAAAGACGAUGUUAAAAACAAA